Girardinichthys multiradiatus is the source of this 1566-nucleotide messenger RNA. It is a transcript of the gene rfc4, whose product is annotated as replication factor C (activator 1) 4. Gene Ontology annotation, molecular function: ATP hydrolysis activity; DNA binding; DNA clamp loader activity. Gene Ontology annotation, cellular component: nucleus; DNA replication factor C complex. The transcript is spliced from 11 exons. NCBI's taxonomy places the organism in Eukaryota, Metazoa, Chordata, Actinopteri, Cyprinodontiformes, Goodeidae. Gene Ontology annotation, biological process: DNA repair; DNA-templated DNA replication. The coding region runs from base 16 to 1380 and encodes 454 amino acids. The record is from RefSeq and is a predicted model, not a curated record.
ACGAUUUCCUCGUCGAUGGACAACUCGUGGAGUCAUGCGCAUCAUCUCUCAUUUCAAUGUACGACGCUGACGUCGCCAGGGAAGCGGAAACGUUUCAUACCCUUUGAUUGGAAGUUGGAGAGUGACGUCAACGGAAGUUGCGUUCACCGUCAUCCAGAGCGGGAACGCCGGGUUGUUUCAGCACAGAAGCGAUCAGAAGCUGCUGUUGUGACUGAUGUAAAGCCAACAACGCGGUACUUCGAAGGUUCGGUUUUAAAAUCAGCUGGAGGAAUCAUGGAGGCCUUUCUCAAAGGAGCAACCUUUCAGACAAGCAGACCUCAGAAGGACAAGGCAACAACAGAACCUGCUGCAGAGAAGAAAGCUAAGGCAGUUCCCUGGGUGGAAAAAUACAGACCCAGAUGUGUGGAUGAGGUGGCCUUCCAGGAUGAGGUUGUAGCAGUGCUGAAGAAGUCACUGGAAGGAGCAGAUCUUCCAAACCUGCUCUUCUACGGGCCUCCUGGAACAGGAAAGACAUCAACCAUCUUAGCUGCUGCCAGAGAACUUUAUGGUCCAGGGUUGUACCGACAGAGGGUGCUGGAGCUGAAUGCUUCAGAUGAACGAGGCAUCCAGGUCAUCAGGGAGAAGGUCAAGAACUUUGCUCAGCUCACUGUGGCUGGGACCCGUUCAGAUGGGAAGUUGUGUCCUCCUUUUAAGAUCAUCAUCCUGGAUGAGGCUGACUCCAUGACGGCUCCAGCUCAAGCUGCCCUCAGACGGACAAUGGAGAAGGAGUCUCGCACCACCCGCUUCUGUCUCAUUUGUAACUAUAUUAGCAGGAUCAUUGAGCCCCUUACUUCCAGAUGUUCCAAGUUUCGUUUCAAACCUUUAGCUAAUCAGGUCCAAGAAGAACGACUGCUAGAAAUAUGUGAGAAGGAGAAGCUCAAAUACACCAAGGAGAGCAUUGCAGCAUUGGUGCAGCUGUCUGAGGGGGAUCUGAGGAAGGCCAUCACGUUUCUUCAGAGCGCAGCACGUCUCAACGCUGACAAGGAAAUCACUGACCAAGCAGUUAUUGAGAUAGCGGGGGUCGUCCCUUCCACAAUGAUUGAUAAUUUGGUCCAAAUCUGCUUCAGAGGAACAUUUGAGAAACUAGAGGUCACAGUGAGGAACAUGGUGAAUGAUGGUUAUGCCGCCACACACACCCUGAGUCAGCUGCAUGACUGUCUCUUGGAAAAGGACAUUACUGACAAGCAAAAGUCAGCCAUUGCAGAAAAGAUGGCGGUUGUGGGAAAGUGCCUUGCUGAUGGUGCUGAUGAGUACCUGCAAAUGUUAAGCUUGUGUUCAGUGAUUAUGCAGCAGGUUGCCCAAAGCUCAAACUCCGCUGAGCAACUUCUCCUUACAGAAUGAUGACCUUCAUCUGCUCCCAACAGGACCAACAGCUUGAAUUCUCUUGCUUUAAUUCAGAGUUUGAGAUGUUCCACCAGAUUUACUCGAUGGUGAUGGUAAAUGUUAUGUUCAGGAGACAGAACACAUGUAACUGCUUCCCAACACACUGUUGUAGUAUUCUGGAAAUUAAUAAAUCAUUUCUUUGUA